UUCAGACGAAUUUCGUUACCUCAUCUCCUUACACUUCACUGUAUCUAUAAUUCGCCACUCUCAAGUCUUAUCCCUGUCCCUCUCCAUUUCUCUGCUUGUCAAUGGCUACUGUCCUUAAAACGCCGCCCUUGAGGGCGCCACUCCCGCCUCGACUAAUGUACACCAAAAAUUUUUCAUUAAAGUCCCCGAACCCAUUUCGCCUCCCAAUUAGAUACAAAAGCAUUAGCACCACCGCCACCACCACCAAACUUACUUCUACAAAUUCCCUACAACUCGCUGCCAAAUCUUCUCUCCGGUUCGUAAAAUUAGUUCCCUUCGCUUCUGAAGGUGAAACCGAAACUACCCAGACCGAAGAAACGGUUCAGGAACCAGAAAUUCAGGACUCUUCAGACGGUGCUGUUGAGGUGGAAGAUGGUGCUGGUGAGGUGGAGGGUGGUGUUGGUGAGGUCGAGGAAAUUACCAGUGGUGAAGAGGUUGCUGAUGUUGAGGAAACAACUUCUUCAAUCAUCUUGACUUCACUUCGGUCCUACAGAGAAGCUUUGGCAAGUAAUGAUGAAGCAAGGAUUGCUGAGAUAGAAGCUUUCCUGAAAUCUGUUGAAGAUGAGAAGAAUGACCUUGGAAGGAAGGUGGCUAGUUUGAUUGAAGAACUGUCAACAGAAAAAGAUCGGGUUCUUAGGAUUAGUGCAGACUUUGACAAUUUCCGGAAGAGGACAGAUAGGGAAAGGCUUUCACUGGUAUCAAAUGCCCAAGGGGAAGUUGUGGAGAAUUUGCUACCUGUUUUGGAUAAUUUUGAGAGAGCUAAGGCCCAGAUUAAAUUGGAGACUGAAGGAGAAGAGAAGAUCAAUAACAGCUACCAGAGCAUAUAUAAACAAUUUGUAGAAAUUCUAGGUUCACUUGGUGUUGUCCCUGUGGAGACAAUAGGAAACCCCUUUGAUCCAUUGUUGCAUGAAGCAAUUAUGAGAGAGGAUUCAACAGAAUUUGAAGAAGGUAUCAUACUUCAGGAAUUUCGCAAGGGAUUCAAACUCGGCGACAGGCUCUUGCGCCCAUCGAUGGUGAAAGUCUCAGCCGGUCCAGGUCCUGCAAAGCCUGAACAAGCAGAGUCAUCUGCAGAAGUUGAGACUGCAGGUGAAACCAGCCAAGAGGGCAGCCCAGAACCAGAGUCUGCUUCCUAAAUAGACACGAUACUCAACCUUGACUCAAUUUUUGUAAAAGCAUAAGCUAUAAUUUUGUGAUAUCAGUAGGACAUUCAUUGGUUUUACUUUUUGGGUUGUGAUUGCUCAGAUGAAUAUUUUUAAUUGCAAGAUUAGAGGAUUUGAUAUUGAGAGCAAAGGGAAAUAUCACUGGGAUAUGGGCACAUUUUUCUGCUUCUGCAAAUAUCAUUAGACUGUGAAUGAUUUCUCUGCAGUAUUAUUGAUGGGUGAUUUUAUUUCUA
This is a messenger RNA of Ricinus communis (castor bean), 1432 nucleotides long. Its product is annotated as protein GrpE. Gene Ontology annotation, biological process: protein folding. Gene Ontology annotation, molecular function: protein homodimerization activity; protein-folding chaperone binding; adenyl-nucleotide exchange factor activity. The transcript has 3 exons. Lineage: Eukaryota; Viridiplantae; Streptophyta; Magnoliopsida; Malpighiales; Euphorbiaceae. The record is from RefSeq and is a predicted model, not a curated record. Gene Ontology annotation, cellular component: chloroplast. Bases 102 to 1172 code for a protein of 356 amino acids.